Syngnathus typhle (broad-nosed pipefish) is the source of this 2562-nucleotide messenger RNA. It is a transcript of the gene hsp90aa1.1, whose product is annotated as heat shock protein 90, alpha (cytosolic), class A member 1, tandem duplicate 1. The coding region runs from base 160 to 2334 and encodes 724 amino acids. The record is from RefSeq and is a predicted model, not a curated record. Lineage: Eukaryota; Metazoa; Chordata; Actinopteri; Syngnathiformes; Syngnathidae. Gene Ontology annotation, biological process: protein folding; protein stabilization; cellular response to heat. Gene Ontology annotation, cellular component: protein-containing complex; nucleus; perinuclear region of cytoplasm. Gene Ontology annotation, molecular function: ATP-dependent protein folding chaperone; disordered domain specific binding; ATP hydrolysis activity. The transcript is spliced from 11 exons.
AAUGGGUGCUUCCAGAAACCCCCACCGAGGUAUAAAAAGAAACCGACGUGUCGUGGGAGUCUGCAUCGUGUCCAAAGACACUCAUCGGAAGGAGCAGCAGCUCAAAACUGAGAUUCAGAACUUCUCACAAAGGAAUCCAACGUAGAUUUCAGAUUCAAGAUGCCCGAGAACGCCGCACGUGCCAUGGAGGAAGAUAUGGAGACCUUUGCCUUCCAGGCUGAGAUUGCGCAACUCAUGUCGCUGAUCAUCAACACCUUCUAUUCCAAUAAGGAGAUCUUCCUCAGAGAGCUCAUCUCAAAUUCUUCUGAUGCUUUGGAUAAAAUCCGCUAUGAGAGCUUGACCGACCCCAGCAGACUGGAAUCCUGCAAGGACCUGAAGAUCGAAAUCAGACCUGACCUGCACGCUCGCACCCUCACCCUGGUCGACACGGGAAUCGGCAUGACCAAGGCCGACCUGAUCAACAACCUGGGCACCAUCGCCAAGUCUGGAACCAAAGCGUUCAUGGAAGCCCUCCAGGCCGGAGCUGAUAUCUCCAUGAUCGGUCAGUUCGGCGUGGGCUUCUACUCGGCCUACCUGGUUGCCGACAAGGUGACGGUCAUCACCAAGCACAACGAUGACGAGCAGUACGUGUGGGAGUCCGCCGCCGGGGGCUCCUUCACCGUCCGUCCUGACACUGGAGAGUCCAUUGGCAGAGGCACAAAAGUAAUCCUGCACCUCAAAGAAGAUCAGACGGAAUACUGCGAGGAGAAACGCAUCAAGGAAGUGGUCAAGAAGCACUCUCAGUUCAUCGGAUACCCCAUCACGCUUUACGUGGAGAAGACAAGAGAGAAGGAGGUGGACCUCGACCCGGGAGAGAAGGAGGAGGAUGCUGAGAAAGACGCUGCGGAGAACAAGGAUAAACCGCAGAUCGAAGAUGUCGGGUCCGAUGAGGACGAGGACACCAAGGAGAACAAGAACAAGAGGAAGAAGAAGGUCAAGGAAAAGUACAUGGACCAGGAGGAGCUGAACAAGACUAAGCCCAUCUGGACGCGCAAUCCUGAUGAUAUCACCAACGAAGAGUACGGCGAGUUCUACAAGAGUCUGUCCAACGACUGGGAGGACCACCUGGCCGUCAAGCAUUUCUCCGUGGAAGGCCAGUUGGAGUUCCGAGCGCUGCUCUUCGUACCCAGAAGGGCUGCCUUCGACCUCUUUGAGAACAAGAAGAAGAGGAACAACAUCAAGCUGUAUGUGCGCAGGGUCUUCAUCAUGGACAACUGUGAAGAUCUGAUUCCAGAGUAUCUCAACUUCAUCAAGGGUGUGGUGGACUCUGAAGAUCUGCCUCUGAACAUCUCCAGAGAGAUGCUGCAGCAGAGCAAGAUCCUCAAGGUUAUCCGCAAGAACCUGGUCAAGAAGUGCUUGGAACUGUUCACGGAGCUUUCCGAAGACAAGGACAAUUACAAGAAGUGCUAUGAGCAGUUCUCAAAGAACAUCAAGCUCGGCAUCCACGAGGAUUCCCAAAACAGGAAGAAACUGUCCGAGAUGCUUCGAUACUACACUUCCGCUUCUGGAGAUGAGAUGGUUUCUCUGAAGGACUACGUUGCAAGGAUGAAGGACAACCAAAAAUUCAUCUACUACAUUACAGGCGAGACCAAAGACCAGGUGGCCAACUCGGCCUUUGUGGAGCGCCUCCGCAAAGCCGGCUUGGAGGUCAUCUACAUGAUCGAGCCCAUCGACGAAUACUGCGUCCAGCAGCUGAAGGAGUUUGAUGGCAAAAAUCUGGUCUCGGUCACCAAGGAAGGCCUUGAGUUACCCGAGGAUGAGGAUGACAAGAAGAAGCAGGAGGAACUGAAGACUAAGUUUGAGAACCUUUGUAAGAUCAUGAAGGACAUUCUUGACAAGAAGAUUGAAAAGGUGACCGUCUCCAACCGCCUGGUCUCGUCACCCUGCUGCAUUGUCACCAGCACGUACGGCUGGACGGCCAACAUGGAGAGAAUCAUGAAGUCGCAAGCCCUGAGGGACAACACCACCAUGGGCUACAUGACAGCCAAGAAGCACUUGGAGAUCAACCCACUGCAUCCUAUUGUGGAGACCUUGCGGGUGAAGGCAGAGGCGGACAAGAAUGACAAGGCGGUGAAGGACCUGGUCAUCCUCCUGUUCGAGACGGCACUGCUAUCUUCGGGAUUCGCGCUUGAGGAACCCCAGACGCACGCCAACCGCAUCUACAGGAUGAUCAAGCUGGGUCUGGGCAUCGAUGAAGACGACUCUGCAGUUGAGGACCUCGUUCAGCCUACUGAAGAAGACAUGCCAGUUCUGGAGGGCGAUGACGACACAUCAAGAAUGGAGGAAGUGGACUAAACUAUCGCCUGCUUUCAUAGUACUUUUUUGUAACUUAUUUAAGUAAUUUGUUUCCAAACAACAAAUAUUUAGAACCAUAGCUGAUUAUGGGAAACCUGCACAAAAGAAAUCUUCAUUUGGUUGAUGCCCUCACACUGGAAAUAUAUAUGUAGCUUAUGUCUUUUUGUAAAGUUUUUUUUAAUGAAAGCUUUCAAAUUUGUAAUAAAAUAAACGGAGGAAUAUAACGAA